Siniperca chuatsi (mandarin fish) is the source of this 6767-nucleotide messenger RNA. Its product is annotated as chloride intracellular channel protein 4. The transcript is spliced from 6 exons. The coding region runs from base 620 to 3814 and encodes 1064 amino acids. The record is from RefSeq and is a predicted model, not a curated record. NCBI's taxonomy places the organism in Eukaryota, Metazoa, Chordata, Actinopteri, Centrarchiformes, Sinipercidae.
ACUGAUUCGAGAGCACCAUAGCCACAAGCAAAGACUAAAAAGAGCAGGUACUUAUAAACCCUAAACCUGUACACCUGACUAAUAUAUAUAGCCUUAUGAUCUUUGGAGGUGAAAUCUCAGAAUCUGGAUUUUAUUUCCUUUGCCUGGAAAUUUGGAACUUUCCGGGAAUCCUACAGGCCUUUUACGAUCUUCAAUAUCUUUGCUUUCAAGAGCUUUGUAAACAUUCUGAUAUCUAUCUCGGAACCACUCUGGGAACCUGGACUCAUCCAAAAAUCAUCCUUCACAUAGCACCUAGGAGCUGUUCCAGGGUUUGAGUUUUCUUGUGACCUUGGAAACACUUUCUUCCCACACCUAGCCUCUUGCCUUUGACCAUCAGAAACACUGUGAGAUCCUUUUUGAAUAUUUUUAUUUUACAAUCUUUGGAACCUUUCCUCCCUUUUGGACCUAAUCUGGAAACUAGUACCAUUCUGCAAUCUUAGUCUUAGUACCUUCAAAAUCUGUCUUUGACCAUUUCUGGAAUAGUGGGCCCAAACUAAAAACUUGACAUCUUGUGGAACUACACACAGAUCCUGGAUAAUUCUUCAUAAGUAAGUGUCCCAUCAUUUCCUCAACUUCCCCAAUGGCUCAGUCAGGCUCCUGCCCAAACCCAGACCUGUCAAACAGCACCAUUGUCCACAGUCAACCAGGUAUUUGUUCAGACCUGGAUACCCAGAGAGGAAGAGAGGAUGAGGACGGAGAAGAGGAAGAUGAGGAGGUGGAACUAGCCGAGGAGGUAGGGGAGGAUGUUUUGAUGAUGGCUGAAGCAGGAGAGGGGCAAGCUGAAGGAAAAAGCAGAGAGCAGAGUGAAAGGGAGGAAGUGCGGAUUAUACAGGUGGCCCUGUUACCAAAUGGAGUAAUAAGUGAGGGGGAGGGAGGAGGUGAAAGCCUGGAGGAAAACGGGGAGGGAGUAGAAGUGGGGGAUGAAGAGCACCAAAUGAUGGAUGAACAGACAAGAGAGAAAGAGGGUGAAGGCAAGAGUGAGGAAGAGUCAAAAGACACAAAGACAGUGAUUCAAAAUCCAUGUCACUUUUCAGCAUUGAUAGGGGUUAAGAAAGGUCACGAGCAGAUAUUUGACAGCAAUGAAGAAAAUGAAGAAGACAGAAAUAAACAAGAGGGAGUGAUAGCAAGGUCAGAGGUAAGGGAGGAUAAGACCAAUGAUGGAGACAAUGGGUUAGAAGAACACCAGGUAGUGUCCACUACUGAUGAUGCAGAGCAUGUUCAGGACUCAGGUACUCUUGUAGAACAGUCAGGAGAGGGUACACAGUUGUCUACUGAUGACACAGACAUAAUAGAAGUUGUUACUCUACCCACUAAUGGUGAGGUAACAGAAAGCGCUGACAAUCCAACAACAGAUAUGAUCCCUGGUACCACAGGCAUAAAUGAACAAGACAACAAUCAAGAUAAUGUAUGCCAAACCUCAAUGGUUAGCGCCAAUGGCAUACACUUCGAUAAAAUUUGCACAAUCAAAGUGGUAGCCAAUCAUACCAACCAAUUAACCAGUGAGAAUAAAGAUGAAAUGAAAAACUGUGGUGAGAAGAACAACUCAAAAUCCAGCAAACAGGAAGUUGAGCCCAUUAAUAAUAACAUCACAUGGCAACAGAAGGAUUGCAUAGUGGCAAAGGUUGAGGAUGAGGGACCCAAGAAGUUUGUGAAAGAUGCAAUGUUCACUUCUGAUGUUCUAGACAUAGGGGGUGAAGCAAAUCAGAAGUCAGAGCAACCAGACUUGGCCUUUGUACACUCUGCAGAACAGUCACAGACAGAAGGAGGGAUUGAGGAAACAAGAAAGGUAGGGAUAAACCAGCAGGAGCAAGAUGAAGAGCAAAUGCGACAGGUUGGGGUUAAUACUCUAACAGUGAUGGAUGGAGGAGGACAGAGUACAGAAGAGGAGGGGAAGACAGGUGAUAAUGUUUUUAGAGAGUCAAUGGGUGAGGAAGCGCACAGAGGACAAGGUGAUCUAGAAAUGCAAGAAGAGAAGAUUGUUCAAGUUGAACACCAGGCUAAGGUAGAUCUUCAAGAAACAGUACUGCAGUGUGUGGAGGAGGUACCUUUAGACACACAGCAAGAUGUGGAUUUGGACCAGGUCGAGGAGGCCUUUGAACUGGAGGAAGGGGGUGAAGUUGAACCUGAUAAGCCAGGAACUGAGGUCACAUUAGAGGAGAACAUUACAACAGAGGAGGGAGGUGAUUUGCAAGAACGUCCGUUGCAGCUCCUCAAAGAAGCAGGGACAGAUUGGGUAGAAAACUUGAGAGAACAGUUAAGACAGCAGGCCCUUGUAGAAGACGAGAAGGGAGGAGGAGCAGAAGAAGCAAUGGAGGGAGAGUUAGAGAUGGCGGAAGAACCUGUGACUGUUUUAGAUGAUGAGAUUGAAGAGAUAGAGGAGAGUCUGACUAGCGAACUUGAAGAACAAAAGCCUGGCACCACUGUCGAGACAAAGGAUGAAGACGAUCAAGAACUGCAAGGAGAGAUGGUUGAACCCGGUAAAGAGAAUGAUUCAAAACAGAAAGAUGAAAAAGGAGAGGUAGAGUUGGAUAAAAAUGGAAGAGUUAAAGGACUGAAGCAAGCAAUGGAGAAUGGGAUCUUGUGUCCUGAGCAGCAGCUGCUCAGGAAAGAUGAAUGGGGGACAGCAAGAGUCCUGUCAAUCAGGAGAAAAGAUAAUGACUGGAUAAAGAAAGAUCAAUCAGAGGAAGAGAGAGCAGCAGACAUGAAAGCUUGGAGGAAAGAACUGAGGCCUGUGAAUAAAGACAUCUUGGAAUCUGAGAGGGGCAGAAAAGAAUGGUUGAAGAAGGAAUCAUCGCCAUCAUCAGAAGAUAAAAGUCCGCCAAGGAAGGAGGACUGGAUAAAGGAGCUGAAGUCAAUGAUCAAAGACGAAUCCCUGCCCAAAAAGAGGGAUGAGCAGCUGAAGAAAAAGCGAGUGGUGCUGUUGGAGGAUGGCCAUUCGUACAUCCCCCAGCGGGAGGAGAUGACCGAGGAGAAGAGAGACGAGGUGAAACUUAUCUCCCAUAGGAGGGUGGGGAGCCCUUUACCUCCUGUUUGCAGGAACAGCAGCACACCCCAAGACCAGGACUAUGAGAUCUCACUCUAUGUCAAGGCGGGAAGUGAUGGGGAGAGCAUUGGUAACUGUCCAUUCUCUCAGAGACUCUUCAUGAUCCUGUGGCUUAAAGGAGUCAUCUUCAACGUCACCACUGUCGACCUCAAACGGAAGCCGGCUGACCUGCAGGACCUCGCUCCAGGAACCAACCCUCCUUUUGUGACCUUUAAUGGCGAGGUCAAGGUCGAUGUCAACAAGAUAGAGGAGUUCCUGGAGGAGAAACUGACCCCACCACGCUACCCCAGACUGGCUCCCAAACAUCCUGAAGCCAACACAGCUGGCAUUGAUGUGUUCGCCAAGUUCUCAGCUUACAUCAAAAACCCGAGGAAAGACACCAACGAUGCCUUAGAGAAAGCCUUGUUGAAGUCUCUCCGGCGUCUUGAUGACUUCCUGAGGACUCUCCUGCCUGAGGAGAUUGAUGCUGAUGCCUCAGGAGACCUGCCUGAGUCCUCCAGGAGCUUCCUAGACGGGUCUGAGCUCACCCUGGCCGACUGCAACCUUCUGCCUAAACUACACAUCCUUAAGGUCGUAGCCAAGAAAUACCGUGGCUUUGAUAUUCCAGCGGAGAUGACAGGGGUGUGGAGGUAUUUAAACUGCGCCUAUCAGAGAGAGGAGUUCACAAGCACCUGCCCAGCUGAGAGGGAGAUCGAAUUUGCCUAUCUGGAUGUUGCAAAACGAAUCAAAUAAGAGGAAGAGUGGGAAAGGACGGAAAGAAAUGGGGUAAAUACAUGGGAUAAUACAGAGGAGGAAAAUUACUUUAGUAAACUAGAGAGAGUUAUCAUGCAUACCUGUAGAUGGUACAACAAGUAGACAGUUAGUAAAAAAAAAAGACACAUGACAAGAGAGAUGAGAGUCAAGAAAAAGCAAGAAAUGUGGGAAACUGGUGAUGUGAAAAUAAAUCCAGCUGGUGGAUGUUUUGGUGAAUUCUGAUGAAUUUACAUGAAGAUAUAGGAGAGGAGGCUAAAUGAAGAAUAAGAACCCCAGGAUAUAGGUUAGAUCCAAACUAAUACUAAAAAAUCUAUGAACUCCUUUUUAAGUUUAAUAUCUCCGCAUCAGCUUGGAAGUUGAACCCUGAUUACCUGUUUGUGUGUGUAUGUGUGAAAAUGUAUGUCUACAAUAUGUGUGUGCGUGUAUUUACGUGUGUGCUCUCACAGGUUGGGUUGCACAGUCAUCUACUGUAUUUUUAUGCUAAUCAUUUUACAAAUAAUGACAACUAGUAAUUUGAUAAUUGUAGAAUUAAUUCCAAAUUUCUUUUAAAUUUUUUUUUCACUUUUCACACAAUGGCAGGGCCAAGUUCACUGCAGAGACUAAAUAAACAGCACAAUGAACAAGCAUUACUGUUCAGCAUGUAUUAGAAACCAUUUAGUCAAUUUUUAGCUAAUAUUAUAUAGACAAACAAUUAUGGCUUAGUUAAAACUUGUCUUUAUUUUUAUCUGGAAUCUGCUAAAUAAGCACAUUUUAAAUCAUGUUAACAGUUCACGACUGAAAUUAAAGAACAUUACACACACUGUACGAUCAAUUAUAUCCCUUCAAUAUAUGCAUUAAAGGAACAGUGAGGAGGAAUGAGGACCUUUUGCAUUUGCUUUCUUGCUGAGUUACAGACUGGAAACAGAGGGAAACAGCUAGCAUGGCUCUGUCAAGCCUGGAAGUCACUGGUCUGACCAAGAAAUAGUUCCACCACGUAACUCGCUGUAAGAGUUCUGUUUUUGUACAGUACAUGUUAAUCAGUAAGCUUUAGAGGUGCUGGUCAGUGGAUUUUUUUACCUUUGCUGGGCCAGCUGUUUCCACCUGUUUCCAGUCUUUAUGCUAAGCUAAGGCCUGCUGGCUCUAGCUUCAUAUUUAGUGUACAGAGCUGAGAGUGCUUUCUUUUCAUCUAACCCAUAGCAAGAAAGCAAGAGUAUUUCCCAAAGUGGUGAUCUCUUUAAAUGUGUGUAUAGUAUCUGUUUUAGUCAGAUCACUGGAAUACAAGAAAUGAUGUUAUGCAAAUCUAUGGUCUUGACCAUAAUAUCUGUCUUCCUCCACGUCUGGGUUAUUAUCACCAUCAAAAUAUGAAUGUGAGGCUAAGGGACCUUUAAGGUUUUGGGGAGCACUGAAGUUUAACAUCUAGUCUUUCCAUUCCUCUCUGCUGAUGUGGCAAAAUAACCAAUAAUCUGAAACAUUAAAUGUUUCAUAGUAUUAAUUAGUUUAAAUCAUAUCGAUCUUGUCCUACUUCUUUUGAUAAGAAAGUAAACAAAUAUUCCUUUGAAGGAUAAUUCCAUUUGGUUCUUAUUUUUAUAGUUUAGGCCAUCAAUCAUUUCAGCAAUAAUAACAUUGUACUCACCAAGUUAAUUGCUGAGAUUUGGGAACAAGGAGGCAUCCUUAAAAAGAUGUCUGACAGGUCAAAAACGAGCAGUCAGAUGAUCAGACAGGUUGGAAACACAGCCCCAGGUUAGUCAAACUUAUUUGGAAGAAAAAAUGAAAGCAAGAACAGUAACAUUAUUACUCAAACUGUCCAUUAUACAUAUCCAUAACAGUUUACAGAUCCAAUUCCAGCCAACAUUUUAUUUUAAUGUAAUUCGCUAACCAAGUUAGCAUUAGCCUGUUUCUGCUGACAUUGCAUGACAAUUUCAGCACAAAUUCAGUAUUUCCAGAAACUACAAAAAUAAUACUUUUUAAUUGUAAUGAAUCAGAACUAUCCUUUAAGCCUUAUUUGAUGAAAUCCAUUCAUAAUUUUAAAGACAGCAGAACUGUGAACUGUGUUCAAUGGUUCCUCUUUAUGUUGAUUGCUCCCAAAGCCCAGUUAACUCCUCCCACUGUAAGUGUAAGCACACUGUGUAUAAAAUUCAUCAUCUGAUUCCAUUUUCUUCAUUGAAUAUCUUAAUGUUAAUGAUGAAUCAGUAAUCAAAUAAAAAUGAAAAGUUAAAGUGUUUAAUGUCAAGGCCUGACUAGCUAAGAGCCUUUUCUAUUAGUACAUUUUAUAAGAAGGUAAUUGUGCUGAAUGUGUACUCUCUAUACUGAUGCAAUGACACUAUUUACUCAUACUGUGAUUUAUGUGACAUACUUAUUUUGUAUCUAAUACUGGCUGAGUGGAGGCAGGCCUUGAUGCUGGUUAGCUGAACUGGUGAUGGUGACUUUCUGAUUGACACAUUAUAUAGUUCAAAAGACUCAAAGACCACAAUCAUAAUACUGUGUCACUUACCCAAAGUCCUUGCUCCUCUCUCUUAUAUUUUUAGUUGUAGUAGAAGUGUUUUCAGUACAACAUAAGUUGCCAGUAUGCCAGACAAGAGUCACAGUUAAAAACAAUGCUUCCUGCCAUGGUAAUUUACUAUUUUAAAUAACAAAAUACAUUUUUUCCUUUUUAUUGUUUUAUUUGAACUAAUUUGAUAUUUUAUGAUAUUUUGGGACACAGAUGUUCAGUUUUAUCCUAGUUCCCUUGAAUGCAGCUUUAUUUCAUUAAAAUCAUAUGUUUGAUUGUUGGACAAAAGUGCUUUAGUGUGUUUUUGCACCAAACCACCACUUUGAUAGACGUGUUCCAGCCAUUCAGUGUUUGGCAGAGAUGUGUCAGUGUCCUGCACCAAACCAGCCCUGACACCAGCCUGCUGUGUUCUGGCCUUAUAUCCUCUCUGGGGAGAAUCUUUAUUAAACUGAAUUUAUCACUGUG